Clonostachys byssicola is the source of this 1083-nucleotide messenger RNA. Lineage: Eukaryota; Fungi; Ascomycota; Sordariomycetes; Hypocreales; Bionectriaceae. The record is from the annotation of a GenBank genome assembly.
AUGCGGAAUUCUCUGGUCAUUGCGGCGCUGGCUUCGCUCUCUUUAGGAAACGGGAUGGUGACUGAACGCAGUAAUUCAAGCUGUACCUUCACCGAUGCCGCUUCUGCAAUCAGCGGAAAGGCUGGCUGUACCGAAAUCGUCUUGAAGGACAUCGAAGUGUCUGCCGGGACAACCCUGGAUAUGACCGGUCUUCAGGACGGUACUCAUGUGACCUUCGAGGGAACAACAACCUUUGGGUACAAGGAGUGGGAAGGCCCUCUGAUCUCCUUCUCUGGUAACAGCAUAGUGAUUGAAGGUGCUUCCGGUCAUUCCAUCGAGUGUGAAGGUAACCGCUGGUGGGACAGCGAGGGAAGCAAUGGAGGGAAAACAAAGCCAAAGUUCUUUUACGCACACUCCUUGAAGAACUCCCAGAUCAAAGGUCUUAAUGUUCUGAAUACCCCGGUGCAGGCAUUUAGCAUCAACAGUGCUACCGAUCUUGCUAUCUACGAUGUCACCUUGGACAACUCGCUAGGUGAUUCUCAGGGUGGGCACAACACUGAUGCCUUUGAUGUUGGCUCCUCGGAUGGUGUUUACAUCUCGGGGGCAAAUGUCAAGAAUCAAGACGAUUGCCUCGCCAUCAACUCAGGCACGAACAUUACAUUCACGGGGGGCACUUGCAGUGGUGGUCAUGGGUUGUCUAUUGGUUCCGUUGGGGGCCGCAGCGAUAACACGGUGAAGACUGUUCGCAUCUUGAACUCUCAGGUUACCGAUUCCGAUAAUGGUAUCCGGAUCAAGACGGUUUACGGGGCGACAGGCUCGGUUUCUGAUGUCCAAUACGACAGUAUCACUCUCUCCAACAUCGCAAAAUAUGGUAUUGUGAUUGAGCAAGAUUACGAAAAUGGAUCGCCCACUGGUACGCCCACCAAUGGUGUUCCGAUCACCGACCUGACAGUCAACAAGGUCACCGGUUCCGUCGAUUCAAGUGCCACGAACAUCUACAUUCUGUGUGCUGCUUGCUCGGGGUGGGCAUGGACUAAUAACGAUGUUACUGGAGGGGAAACCUCUUCCAAGUGCACUGGUCUGCCUUCCGGAGUCUCCUGUUAG